AUGCAAACAGCUGGUAUACGAAGCCAGCUGGAACCGGAGUACGAGUUUGAGUUUGUUGAAGGCAGAUGGCCUCAUCUAGAGGGUAACUGGUCUCUGCAUACAGUUGACUUUUCAAAGUCCAAUCUGUAUGGAUUCUAUAACAUGCUGGACAUUGAGGAUAUCCUCGCCACCGAGAAUGAACUCCGUCAGGUGAUAGAGGAACAUGGUCCGUUUGAUGGUCUGUUGGGCUACUCUCAAGGUGGAUCGAUGGCUGCUCAAAUAGCCAUCCGCCUUCUGAUGGAGAACCCAUAUGCCACCCCUCAGGAACUACCGAUAAAGUUCUUGAUCCUCAUCAACAGUGCUGUACCACCUUUCAUCAUGCCAUUGGAUGGACAGGAAGUCACAUAUAUACCCAUCGAAGAGGCUCCAAAGCUGCAGAUGUUGUUUGACGUCUUCAAAGCGAACCCUGCUGAUCACCUUGACAAAAUUCGACCCGCGAAGCUCGCCAAUGGCAGACAGGCCCUUGUCAACAAGACGCACUAUAUGACGUUUUUCGACAAGACCUGGGAUGGCAACCCGCUUUCCAUGCCUUCGCUCCACAUCACGGGGUUGGGUGAUGCCCCAGAGUAUGGACAGCAGCUGUUUGAGAUUGCCGAGCCUGGUCAAGCGGAGCAGAUUGGCCAUGUGUUUGGGCACGACUUCCCAAGGGGACUUGACAUGAACAAGACUAUUGCGAGGGCUAUCAGGGCGAUGGCGGAGAGGGCUUUGUAG
This is a messenger RNA of Pyricularia grisea, 750 nucleotides long. RefSeq lists its product as uncharacterized. NCBI's taxonomy places the organism in Eukaryota, Fungi, Ascomycota, Sordariomycetes, Magnaporthales, Pyriculariaceae. The coding region runs from base 1 to 750 and encodes 249 amino acids. Gene Ontology annotation, cellular component: nucleus; cytoplasm. The record is from RefSeq and is a predicted model, not a curated record. The transcript has 4 exons.